GGGAGAGUACGAUUUCAGGGGGAGGUGGAGGUUUUGUUCGAUUCUCGUAUUUCAUGUAUGUGACAUGUUGUCGUCUCGCCUUAUUUUGGAUAUUUAUGCCUUCUUUUAGAUUGUUUGCGAGUGGCUGUAGAUGUUUUUGAGGUGGUUGUUGAAAUUUUUGAGGUAGCUGUAGUAAGUUUUAGGUGGUUUUAGGUCGUUCCAUGUUUUAGUACUUCCGGGUUACGUCAACCUUCCCCAUUCCCCGUUUCUCUGGGCUAGUUUAGAGUGCAGAUGUUUGAGCUGCACCUGUCCUUCACUACUGCUCUCGUUAGCAUAGUAAGUAAGGCGCAGUAAACGGUUUUCUUCAAUACUUUCAACUAAUUCACAGUCAGGACGAGAAUCGGAGACAGAUUCGGAGUAAAUGUUUUCUAAAAUCUCUCGACGCCCGUCGACAUAUCUCUGUCAUUAGGCGGAAUCCGCAACAGUCGAGAUCACGAUGGCGAGGAGAACAACACAUAGACCUCUUAACGCGGGAUAUCAAUGGAUCUUAAAAGACCUGGAGGAUACUCAAAAUCAGCUACGUAUACUGAAACAAUACUAUUUUAAAGUGAAGGAAAUUCAGCAGCAAACUAACUUGGUUACUCCAGAAGGCAAUCAGGUAUUUGAGGCUGGUGCUGAAAGACGUCUUGCAGACCUUGAGAGGGAGAAAUGUACCAUUUUCAUCACUGGUGAGACCAGUGCUGGUAGGAACAGUCUGAUCAAUCUAUUGCUUGGUGAGCAACUUCUUCCUUCCAAUAUCCAGGAAGAGACUAUGACUACCUGUGAAAUAUCCCAUGGUUCAGAGAAGGAAAUUGUGCUACACUUUUCCAACAAGAGUGAACAUAAACGUAUCCUCAAGGGAGGAAACAUUGAGGACCAAAUCAAAGAGUACAUUCAAAAGUCAACAAAGGAUGAAGAUUGGUGCAAGAAAAUAGAGAUAAUGCUUCCCAACACAUUAUUAGAGGGUGGUAUAGUGAUUGUGAACAGCCCAGGAAUUGGUGAAUCAGAUCAUGUUAAAAGCAUUUUCAUGGACAACCUUUCUCAAGCUAAUGCUUUCAUUUACAUGAUAAACAGUCCACAGGCCGGAGGAUUGCAAGAGGACAUGCUUCGAGUAUUGGAUGAAUGGAAGAAGCUCUACGAAGGAAGAGAAGAACCAGGCAUCACUGCUGAAUCUGCUCUUUUCGUCUGCAACAAGUGGGAUGCAAUGGAAGGAAAAGAUGACAAAACCGAAACAGAGGAGCUCCAAAAGAACAUCAUACGCAGACUAAGGGAAAGAAUUCCCAAACUUGAUGAAGAAUGUCAAGUGGUCAGAAUAUCUAUGAACACAGCAAAAGAGGAGCUAAUGGAGUCAGGCAAGAUGAAUGAUGAUCUGUACACGCUCAUUUGUGCAAUUCAGGACCUUUUACUCCGUGAUGUAAAAAUGAAAGCUACCUUCUUCUAUCUAUGCCUUGAGGUAAGGGAAGAACUUAAUGAGUUACUGCAAGAGCUUGAGAAAGGCUCUCACAUCCAUGAAAUUGACGAUGCUAUUCAUUUCCACGAGGAAGAACUGUGCAGAAAGCUUACGUCUUACUUGAGAUCUGAAGAAGUUCAGAAAAAAUUUUGCGAUUGGUCCGAAAAGGACUUGCCUGUUAUUGGUCAUCGUCAUAGUUCCCGAAGGAUCAAAUCCGAACUUGGUAAAUGCAUAGAUCGAAGAUUACAUUCUUUGCUUAAAAGCGUGGAAAAUAAAGAAAAACAUUUCGCGAAAGCUCGUGCAGACCUGGAGAAAAAACGUCUCCAAUAUUUCUCUGAUCUUCAAAAGGGCAUUUGUGACAUUGACCGUGUUCUUGACUCAGAGGAUCAGUCUGUUCCCUUUGAAUUGCACUCUGGAAGGAUGUGUUUGCCUUUAUACGCAAGAAUGAAAAAGAUGAUUGUGGCAGCUGGUGUAGUUUUUAUGCCAGUGUUGAUUCCUGUUGGUUUAGCUGCAGGAGCUCUCUUUGCACCCGCUUUCGGUUAUAUGGCCGUCGCAAAGUAUCUCAAGGAACAUCAGCUCAGGGAAGAUCCUUGUAAAGCUUUAAAAGAACUUUCCCCACAGUUUCUAAAGUCUUUCAUUAAAGAAAGUCUACGGGAUCAUGUCCAAAGAGAACUAGCUAACGAAAAAAAUCAAAUUUCCCAAAUAAAGAGAUGCCAUUCAGCGAUCAUCAGUAAAUACGAUCAGCAAUGUGAGGCUUUCAGGAGGAUAGCAGAUGAAUCAGGAAAUGAAGAAGCCCUGGAAGAGAAGGCCCUGGAAGAGAGGGCCAUGGUCGACCUGUCUUGGGAACUGCGGAUUAUGAGGGACAACCUUUUGUUUGACGCCAUCCAAAACGGAGUACCAAUCAUGUACCCGUCUGGCCAAAUCGAUGGCAAAAAGCUUUCUUGCAAUAUGGAAGAAGUGCUAGGAAUAGGAAGCUCAGCCAAAGUCUUCAAGGGAACACUAAAAGGACAGAGUGUUGCUGUAAAAAGGCUACAACAAGAGCUUCAUCCACAUAGUGUUGCUCGGUUUCUUGAAGAAGCAGGAAUAUUAAGCUUGGAUAUCGUCCUUGAGUUGUGCGCCUCAAGUCUGAAGGAUCAAAUCUUCAACGAAAAAAGAAACACUCCUUGGAUGACGGAGGAUGCUGCAGUUAAAAUACUUCGAUGUACCGUGUAUAUCUUACUGGGGCUGGAAUUUCUUCACAAUCUUGGCAUUGUUCAUCGGGAUAUUAAGCUGUCCAACAUGCUGAUCUCAAAAGACAGAGUCAUCAAAAUUGCAGACUUCGGUUGGGCGAAGUCUGAAAGCUUGAUCACGGGUACCCAAUGCGGGACCUUGCGUUACAUGGCGCCGGAAGUAAGAGAACGCAUCCCGUACGGCUCAAAAGUGGACAUGUACAGCUUUGGCAUCAUGAUGUGGGAAAUGUGGUACGGUAAAGAAAUAUUUACCGACCUUAUUGAGAACGGUGAAGAAAUCCCUCCUCCGACAGAGGUCAAAGGUUAUCUAUCUAGAUGCCCCGUAGGAGACGGCAGCUUCGCUCCUCCAGCAGAGUGGACCAAUCUUAUGAUAUCUUGCUGCAAUCCUGAUCCAGACCAGAGACCAACAGCGACAGAAUGUAAAGAGUUACUGGUGAAAAUUACUCGAAAAUACGAAAAGUAAGAAAAUCAGAGAAUUGCAGUCAUAUUUUGCUCCUACCUUUACACUUGAAAUCAGUUGUUACAAAAAUUAAUUUAAAAAUAACAUUUGUUUAAAGGCAACCAUUCUAUACAAAUGUAAUUACACUUUUACUGUUUACAGAGAGCUUUUUUGAACACUCAUAGGCUUGCAUAUGUUAGUGUUAUUUAAAUGAAAGUUACCUAUCCUCGGCUAUGACUACUAGGUAAAAUUUAUGUUAUAGAGGUUAUUCUAAUUAGAAGGUACCAAGGAGAAACUCUUUGCAUCCUUUUAUGCCGCCAAGUUGUGACUAGCACUCAUUACCCGUCAUUCAGAUGAGCAAUUUUCCUCUAUUUCAAUCUGUCUUAAGAUUGAUCCCUGAAUUAAACUCGACACACAGUGGAUAUUAGAAAGGAAAAAUCGACCAGCUCCCACUUAAUAAAGGAUCCGCGUGUCCUUAAUUAGCUGAAAUCAAUUUGGCUAUUAUUGCGUCGCCUGUCAUAACCUUUUCGUUAACUAAUGAGUUAUUAUUGCAGAAUAUUAGGUAAUUGUUAGCUCCCUUGAUCAUUGUGAGGUUUGGCGAAAGUAUUAAUUGCUUCCACGACUAUGUGUAGGCUACUUUGUUUAUACUGACCCACUCGCUUUUACGUCAACGCUAAACAGUUUGAUCAACAGGAUGGUAUUUUAAACUGAAAUGGGGGGGCCUAGCCAGUUUCGGCGUACAGUUGUUAAAAGGAAUGGUGUUGUAUCGAGUUCGAUUUUCUUCUUUGCCUUCAGAAGGAGGAGAGGGGACCAAAAGCAGAGAAAAUGAAGUAUUGUAAAUCUAUUUUUUAGAUUUUUCGAGUGAAUAGCUUUAGUUUUCUGUGAUCUUUUUCAGAUUAAGUAUUUCAAUUUUAAAUAAGUUUCUUAGAAUGAGGUGUUUUAAACAGAUUUCAUUAUUCUAAUUUUCAUUAAUUAAACGAGGAAUAGGACUCUAAACACAUUGAUCUAUACU
Molecule: messenger RNA, 4148 nt
Organism: Pocillopora damicornis (cauliflower coral)
Lineage: Eukaryota; Metazoa; Cnidaria; Anthozoa; Scleractinia; Pocilloporidae
Biological process (GO): protein phosphorylation
Molecular function (GO): protein kinase activity; ATP binding
Source: RefSeq, a predicted model, not a curated record